AUGUCGGUUGGCCUAGUGGGCAGUGAUGCGGAUCGAGUGGAAGCCAUCCAGGAGAUUACCAGCUCGAUCGAUUCGCUGAUCAAGCUAUCGGAUGGAAUAUUUCGACGAUUAACAGAUCGUUUGGAUUCAUUCAAUCAAAAGGUCUCCACAAUCGAUGAGCAUAUCAAUCGAGUUAGCAAAAAAGUGGAUGCAAUCAGGAAUUCGGAUAAAUCAAUCGUGCUCUAUUCACCUGCACGAUUUCCAUGUGAUGAUCAACCCGAAACCUUCGCUGUUUUCGACUCGAUACGAGGUCUUCCACAUCAUCAGUUUGGCAAGGAUGAUGGUGUUGUGAGUGGAUCAGUCAGCUCUAAUCAGAAUAAAUCAGCAUCGAUCAAAGAAACGAUUGAAGAGAAAACAAAAUUCUACCAUGUGAACAGCUCGAGAAACCGGAAGAGUUUCAAAUUUGAUAGCGCAAUACCGGAAUAUGUGACGAGCGUAGACGAUUUACUGCUUUUCAAUACGUCACUGAAUGCGUACACAACAGAUCAGUACGUAGACCCGUUGGAUAACUCUCGAAUGAAAGUGCGUUCCUCAUCAAGGGCAGACUUGAAUGCUAUCAGAAAACUCGAAACAGUCGCUGAUGAGAAUUCGACGUUGGCAGUGAAUGUGAAGGAUCGCGAUGAUCCAUUGAAAUAUGAACCUGAACUCGGUUCAUUGCAAGACUUUGAUUUUCCCGAUAUUCUUCCGGAUCUGCCCGGUAUCCAUUCCGUUUCUUUUUUAUAUUAUUUCGCAGUUUAUUACAUUAGAUUGAUUGGAAUCUCACGAAAAUUUCCUGGUAUCGCAACUGAUGUAACCUUCUCGAGCGUCGCAUUUGCACCAAUUGCUCCAUCGGCGGUCGGAAUGGAUUUUGGUGGAGGAGAACCGGACUUGUUGAAUGCUUUGGAACCGUCAUCUGGAGUCUUAACCCAGCCCGAGAGCUUAGUGUCACGUCAACUAACAGCUCCGACAGUAUCAUCGAAUAGUGACGAUCAAGUGGUGAAUAAAGUGGAUUCAGAAUCUGCGUUGAGUACUGCGCAAGAAGGUGGCACUGCAAUACCGCCACCACCACCCCCUCCACCACCACAACUGCAGCCGACAUCCGGAUCUGGAUUGGAGCAAGUUUCUGGCAAUGUUAAGUCGGAGAUACCACCUGAGGCUGGAACUGGGGUUGGUCCACCGUCUUCUUCAAGUAUACCGUCAGCCCCUAUACCGCCACCUCCUCCCCCACCCCCUCCACCGCCUCCACCAGCAGCAGUUUCAUCUGCUCCGGUAGUACCAAAGCAGGCAAGUGCAUCAUCUCGUGCAAAUGAUGAUCGUAGCGAUUUGAUGGCAGCGAUACGAAGAGCUGGUGGCAUGAAGGGUGCGAAACUGAGAUCAGUCAAGAAACGGGAAGAAGAUCGAGCAGCAGAUGAUGUAUCUGCACUUCCCUCCAGCAAUACUACAGCUGUAGCUGGUGGCGGUGAUCUAAUGUCAUCGUUGGCGAAAGCGUUGGAAUUAAGGCGGAGAGGUAUCUCGGGUAGAGCAACAGACACGAAAACGUCAUCACAUCAGUCGAGUGGGGCAAGGAUUGAUGGAGCUUUGGCUAGGAUGAGUGCGCUCAUACCACCGCCACCGAAGGAGGAGAGUCAAGCGGAGAGACGGAACAGUGAGAAUGACGAGGAAUGGGGGUGA
Anisakis simplex (herring worm) is the source of this 1689-nucleotide messenger RNA. NCBI's taxonomy places the organism in Eukaryota, Metazoa, Nematoda, Chromadorea, Rhabditida, Anisakidae. The record is from the annotation of a GenBank genome assembly.